AUGGCUCCGAAUACUGCACCUCGCAUUCGUCGCACUGCGCAGAACACACAGUACACGUACAACCUCCCUCGCCGCAUCCACACCGUCCAAACCUACCCGAUCCUCUCACCUCAGGGUGCCACCAUCCUCAUGUACGGCCAUGAGAAUGGCAUCACCAUAGUAUGGCGCGGUGGCCGCCGAUUCAAGCCUCAGGUUACGGAAGAGGCCGAGAAGGGCCACAAGGGCAAACAGAAUGGCCAGCCUCCACAGGAUGCCGUCAUGAUCAUCGAUUCCGACGAUGAAGAGGAGCACGUCGCCGCGGGAGCUGGUGGUUCGUAUGUUGACAUGCCACAAUUCGAGAACUUCCUUGACGAAGAUGCCACAUACCCGGAAACCACGCAGACACUCGACCUCGAAUUCGGCACCGCCGUCUUCCACGUUGCCAUACUUCCCCUAAGCCCUUGUUUGGCUGCGGACGCGGCAUUCGAAGGCACCGAAAUUCUUAAGGAGAAGAUCGUCUUCGCUGCGUCUUGCGCCACGCGCGAAUUGUUCCUAGUCACUUUACCAAUUGUACCGCCAUCACCUUUGAGCAAGGCGCGAGAGGAGCUGCAGGAGUCGCUGCUGGCUGGAAAGGCAGGCAAUGGAAAAUGGGGAGAGACCAUGACCUUGUUGACAGGUCAAGAGAAGCCCAGUGACGGCCUGGCCAUGACGCUUAUUAGGCCGAAGACGGCAUCCGAUCGAAGCAAGUCGACGGAUCGGUCACGGUCUGCUUCCCGAGCAUUGCCACACGUCGUCGUGGCUUCACACUCGCGAGAAGCUUCAGGCACUCUGCGACUAUGGGAUGUGCCCCUGGAGUUCUCCACCAAACCCAGCCGACGUACCGAGCCCUUUCAAACCGAAUACCUACCCAAGCCCUUGACCUCUGUCUCUUUUAACCCGACACAAUCCACACAACUCCUCUGCAAUGCAUCGCCAGAUGCGGUGCGUAUCUACGACUAUACCAUUGCUUCCAUGCCUCCCGACGACCUCUCCGAGGGUCCUUUUCCAUCACAGGGAUCUUGGAUCAUAUCUCUUUAUCCACCUUUUGCCCGACCGUCGUCCUCGAGAAAGCCCAUACUUGCAGCAUCAUGGGUAGCCCACGGUCGUGCGGUGAUGGUGCUUCUUGCUGAUGGCCAGUGGGGAAUCUGGGAUAUCGAUGGUGUGUCUCCCCUAGGCCCUGCUCUAUUUGGCAAACUCGGAUCUGGUAUUCGUGGAGACGCCCUCACCGAGUUCAGCGUGGGUGGACAUGUGGAAGGCACGAGUCCCUUACGAAAUCCUGCCUCGCAGCGGGCUUCUGGCGGCAGUGCCGAUUUCGUGCCUAUGACGCCCCAUUCGAGACGCGACGCCAUGACGACGACAUCCUACGGUCCCGAACGCCUAGCAUCGGUGAAGGGAGGCAUUGACGUUACCCCGCUCCCAGCUAGUGCAACUACCACAUCAGACGAGAGUGUCACACUUUGGAUUGGUGGACAUGAGCAUGUGUUUGUCAUUUCUGGCUUGCUCAAAUUCUGGGACGCACAGAAACGCAAAGGUGCCGGUGGUGGCGUAAAUCUCUUCAGUGGAGCCCAGCCCACGCGCAUGGUUCGCCUGAGCGAUUUGACCGUCGGACUGAUGGGCGAACGCUGUACUGGCGUUCGCGCCAUUGUCCGCUUCGCUGAGAAUGGCGGUCAGAGUCUAUCGGGCAGCGAGGACUUGCCUGUUGAGGUUCUGGUAUGUGGCGAGAGUCGGCUGGUUGUGGUACGAGAGAGCGAAGCUGUCGUCGGUACGAGAAUCGGCGGUGUCAUUGGCCGACGAAAGAGGUUAAGCGAACGAGCAAGGGAGAGCAGCGCCAUCAUUGUGCACCCGCGCCCGGAACAACCUGGUAGUGUUGCCUACAACCUGUCCGUCGGUCCCCGGAGAAAACUCUCAAGACCAUCAGUGGAGGGAAUGUUCGACCAACCGGCGGAAGAGAGUGCCAUGGAAACGGAGGCAGAGCAGACGCCAGUUCCUCUACCGGCCAGACCCAGGAGCGGAUUUGCGUUCACCGACAAUUUGGACGCUGCCGCCGACGUCGAGCAGCAGUAUGUCGAGCAGCAGUAUGAAGAUUACGAGAGAGAUGUCGAGGUUGAGAUGCUGGAUAUCAUGGAAAUCGACCACGAGCUGGAAGCCUUGGAUGGCGGGAGAGAGGGAGGCCGUAAGAAGGUCAUCUUUGACUCCUAG
This is a messenger RNA of Anthostomella pinea, 2217 nucleotides long. NCBI's taxonomy places the organism in Eukaryota, Fungi, Ascomycota, Sordariomycetes, Xylariales, Xylariaceae. The record is from the annotation of a GenBank genome assembly.